AAAGUUAAACGAAUUCUAUGCUAACGAGCGCUGGCAAAAGUAUUUUAUUUUGAGAAUAUUUCGUUUUUUGAAACUUGAAAAGAGCUUAUUGAGAAAUUUAUCUACGACGGCAUGUCAUCUCGCCCAUUCUCGGUUUGCCCUAAAUGAUGCCCGAAACUGAACGCGAUUCUUUGGUGGCAGCGGAAAUGGUCAGCGGCGCCUUGGCGCAGGCUUAUGGAUCACAAACGGCCGCAUCGACUUUAGUCAAGGAUCAACAACAGCAGCUGCACCAACAGCAUAAUAACAACAGUAGCAACAUUCACACUACUACUCCAUAUAAAAUGGCGACCAGUUCGUAUGUUUACAGCAGUCCGCUGUCCAUACCGCCAGCCGCCAACAUGAGCACCAAUUGCAUUAGUCCGAGCGGCAAGGAAAAGCUCGCCAAUCUACUGCGCGAUCGGGACAACAAUAGUCAGCAACAACAACAACAGCAGCGGCAACUGAGCGUCAGUCCCUUCUCGGCCAGCAGGUCACCGACAACUUUUCUGCAAAAACAACUGGAAGCGCCACGCGCCACUCAGUACGAGUCCACUCGACAAACGGCCACGCCAACGCCACAGCCUCAGGCGCAGCCGCAGCCGCGUCGCUCCAUUACGCCAUAUCCCAUAACAACCACAUCUGCAAGCUCCACAGCCACCUGGCAUGCACAUGUGUAUGCCCGCCCGCCAAAUCGCCCCACCCCGCACUCCAUAGCCGACAUACUCGGAUGGCCCCAGCAAACGUCCUCCUCCAUCGCCCAUCAGCUGCAGGCAGCGAGUGGUCUGACUGCAAGUAAAGAUGCCUCGGACGCUGCGUCCAUGGCCGUAGGCCCCGCAAAAUCACCAAAGAGCAUUCUGCGAAACUUUGAGCAGCAAUAUGCACAGCAGCACGAGCAGCGCACGCUGCGGAGCGCUUCACUGAGCGAUGCCAGCGAGGAGGAGAGUGGCAUCGGGAUGCACUUGAAUGCUAGCGCCUCGGCGCCAGGAGCCUUGGUGAUGGCGCCACUCGAUCAGCCAUUGAAUCUGUGUGUGGCCAAGAAGUCACGCGAUAGCUGCACUAACUCAUCCAUCCCGGCGACGACAACGUUGCCGAAAAGUCAGUCUCAGCAACAACCCAGCAGCCAAAUUCCCGGCAAGAGUACCGCCAAGAAGGAAAGCACGGCCAAGCCUCCAGUUAAAAAGAAAAAGCUGAACUCCUCCACAUUGGCACUGCCCCCAGAUAUCAGUCCCACCGGCAGCAGCGACAGUUUGAUGCGAGACAAGAUGCUGGGUCCAAAUGGCUCUCCAGGUGCAACCACGACCGGCCAGCUGCAUAGCAGUAAUAACAACAACAAUUUGGAGACUACAGAAGAUGAUUCGGACUCUGGCUCAUCGGAUGCGCGCCGUAAGAAAAAAGCCCGCACUACCUUCACUGGCCGUCAAAUUUUUGAACUGGAAAAACAAUUCGAGGUCAAAAAGUACCUUAGCUCAAGUGAACGAACCGAAAUGGCCAAGCUGCUAAUGGUUACCGAAACACAGGUUAAAAUAUGGUUUCAAAACCGUCGCACAAAAUGGAAAAAACAGGAUAAUGUCACAAAUAAUGAGGCUGCUGAGCACAAAUCGGCCAAUGCAAACAAACCGACAGCAGGAGCGUCGGACUCAACGCCAAAGCCAGGCAGCAACAACAACAACAACAGCAACACUAGCAUUAAUGGCAAUGAUCCAACUAGUGCAGCUCCCGCUCUUUCCACAGUUAACAAUACGGACAAUGCUAUAAAGAAGGCGUCAAAUGGACACACAGAAAAAACACGCAGCACCAACAACAGUAGCAACAACAACAAUAUGCUAGCUGCAGGCCACAACAACAGCAAUGACAUCAAAGCAAACGUAAAACAAACGGCCACAAAGAUUAAAAAACAAUUGAAUGCAGUGCUCGAAAAGGUGGCAAAAACUGCAAACGGCACAGCAGCAAACGCCAGCGCAUCCGACAGCACUGGCAACAGAGUCGUUGAAAAGCGUCAUGUUCACAUAAACAACAACAACAAUACGGGUGAGACCGCGCAUCAUCAUCAUCAGCGGCUACAUCAGCACGCGAUACCCUUGACUGUGGAACCGGCAGCUCCACUGGAGCAGACUGAGAAGCUGGAAAUUAAAUUAGAGGAGUCGCCUCAGCACCGUGAGCUCCAGCUGCGAUUGCAACGCGUACACGCCGCCGCAGCAUUUGCCAAACAGCAGCAGCAACAAAACGACAAUGGGCGAAGUACACCGUCGGUAGCUCCUUUGCUAGCCCAAAAGGAUUUCGAAAGCGACUUGGCCGCAUCUAAAAUAUCUGUUGGAGCUAGAUCGCAGUCAGAGGCUCCAGACAAAAGUGAAUGUGAAUCGGAAGAAAAUGUGCAAAGCCCAAAUAAUGAGCCAAAGGACAACCUAAUGACUGCCGCCACCGAGUCUCACGAUGUGGUAAUGCGCGAUGCCUAAGCCAAGUCCUCAUCCCCCAGUAAAAUUACAAAAUGUGCCAAAAAGUCGAAUAUUGCUCACAGUACGCCAACGGAAAAGGGUCAGAAGUAAUGUCCUAGAGUCCGUUUUAAUGCUACGAGGAGUAUACAUAUGUAUCUAAAACCAUUCAUCCGUUGCACUGAUGUUUGGGAGUUAUUUUAAUGUAUCUUUUAAUUUUAGGCAUUUAUGUAAUUUAUUUAAAAUAUUUACAUCUACCCAUUACUGCUUACCUUUAAGUUUUAGGCUUUGUAAAUGUUGCCAUAGGGAUCGCAUUUAUUUGUUUCUGCUAUAUUUACUAUACGAGUAUAUUAUCGAAACAAUUUCAACUUUCGAAAAUUUCAUGUGAUAAAGUAUACGAGAGGUCGCGUAAAUGCAAAAACAAGCAGCAACAACAAAAUUAAUGUAGAGACAUGUUUAUUACAAAAUUAAUUUUACAAUUUGAAAUUUAAACUACAAGUACAUCUUUAAAAACAUCAACAACCAAAAGCAGUCGAAGCUAAAACUAUAAAGCUAUAAACUAUACAUGUAAAAUGCAAUUAACUAAAAUAUUUAUUGUGAAUGUACAAAAACUAAAUAAGGAGAAGGCGCAGCAGUCGGUGCACAUUUUAAACUAAAGAAAUAAACAACAAAAUACAAAAUAUUAA
Scaptodrosophila lebanonensis is the source of this 3133-nucleotide messenger RNA. RefSeq names its product homeotic protein labial (gene NK7.1). The coding region runs from base 144 to 2471 and encodes 775 amino acids. The transcript is spliced from 4 exons. Gene Ontology annotation, cellular component: nucleus. Gene Ontology annotation, biological process: regulation of transcription by RNA polymerase II; cell differentiation. Gene Ontology annotation, molecular function: RNA polymerase II cis-regulatory region sequence-specific DNA binding; DNA-binding transcription factor activity, RNA polymerase II-specific. Lineage: Eukaryota; Metazoa; Arthropoda; Insecta; Diptera; Drosophilidae. The record is from RefSeq and is a predicted model, not a curated record.